This is a messenger RNA of Paramuricea clavata, 3537 nucleotides long. The record is from the annotation of a GenBank genome assembly. Lineage: Eukaryota; Metazoa; Cnidaria; Anthozoa; Malacalcyonacea; Plexauridae.
CUUGACGCAAAAAAUAAGCUGCGCGUAAAAAAUGUUAAAAAUGCGCAAACAUGAAAUGCGCAUGUGUGGAACUGAAGCGUGACUAAUGAAGGUCAUUAAAGGUGAAUGGGUCCAAAGAUCGUGUCUGUUACAUGUAAACGCUCGUUUUGACAGGGUUGUUUAUAAACAUCUUCAAAAAGACACCAAAAAUCACGCAUAAAAUGGCAUCGUUAUUUGUGGAAACGUUGCAAUUUAUGUGCACGCUCUUCUGGCAAAUUCUGACUGCCUUUGCAAUGUGGUUUGUUCCCGCUACAAAGAAAGAUGUGCGCGAUGAAAUUGUACUGAUCACCGGUGCAGGCAGUGGAAUAGGUCGCUUGAUGGCCUUCCGUUUCGCUUCUCUUGGCUCUACCGUCGUUUGUGUUGAUAUCAACAAACAAGCAAAUGAAGCGACUGUGAAUGAAAUACAAUCAAAAGAUCAGAAAGCUUUCUCAUUCACUUGUGAUUGCAGUAGCAAAGACGAUAUUUAUAAAAUUGCGAACGAAAUCAAAGCCAAUGUCGGAGAUGUAACUAUCCUCAUUAAUAACGCUGGUAUUGUGAGUGGAAAGAAGUUAUUGGAUUGUUCAGAUGCAUUGAUUCAAAAAACGUUUGAAGUGAACACAUUGGCUCACUGCUGGGUAAGCGUAAAACGUUAAAUUUCACGCCACAAAAAAAAAAUUUCCAUCUUGUAAUGAGUAUAAUAUUACGCAUAUUUCUGUAUUUCAUACUUUGGCCGAUGUUACUGAGUAGCUUUCUUGUAUGAGGAUUCCUAUUGGUUGAUUCCCACAGAAAACUGAACUAUUGUGUAUUUGUUUUGUAAGAUAACAUGCGUCAGAAGCAGAUUGGUUAGAUACACGUGUAUUGUCAAUAUUUGGGUUGAAAUGUUUUUCUUUAAUUUGCAUGAACAAAAUUCCAUAAAUAUAUAAAUAGACUUUUGGAGAUUUAUGUUUAGUGUGUUAUAUCUUUCUCAAAUGUGGAGGGUCCAGUGAACAUGCGAACACAGACCCCACCCCUGUGGGAGACCCUUUCAUUAAUAAUUCAUGAGCAAUUCAGCCAGUGAUCACCUAUUUGAUCACAAGAUGCCAUUUGGAUAACCCGGUGAAACUUGAUGAAAGUCACUAAUGUUUUCAUUAAAUAUCUUAAUUACGCGUGCAAAAUUACUUGAAAUUCUAGAAUUCCUAAUUACGUUAUGCUUGGUUAAGAAUUCUAUUCAAAUCAGCGAACGAAAACAUUCUGUUACAUCUCGAUUUAUUUGAGAAGCUAUAUAAACAACUUGAGCUUGUGUCUCACCGGGAAUGGAUAUCCAAACACUCGUAGACAAACUUCCUUUGCCUGAAAUGUCUUGAAUGACAAUGUGCUCGUCAAGGGAAACACUUUGCCAUUAAAGGUCCAAUUAAUGUUAUUUUUAGACAACCAAAGCUUUCUUACCUGCGAUGCUCGAGAAUAAUCAUGGUCACAUAGUAAGCAUUGCUUCGUCUGCUGGUCUCUUUGGUGUGGCUGGACUGUGCGAUUACUGUAGCUCAAAGUUUGGUGCUUUUGGCUUCAACGAGUCAUUACAGAUGGAGCUGGCAGCCAUUGGAAAGCACGAGGUCCACACGACAGUUGUUUGUCCAUAUUUUAUCAACACUGGUAUGUUUGAUGGAGCCAAAACGAGGUAAAGUUUGACAGGCCGAGGCAGCUUGCAACCCCCCCCCCCCCACCCUUCAGGAAAGUACAGGUGUGUCACUUUGUUAUAGAGCCUUGUUUUCAUGUAUGUGGUAUUAGUUGAAGUCUAAUGUCUCAACCAUGAAAACGAGGCUCUAUAGCCAAGGUGACAUACUGUCCAGAAGCAUGUGUGUGCUAUAAUUUUUUUUUUAAUUUUACAAGCUUUGUCACAACAAGAAUACAUCAUGACAAAUAACAAUCAUUACAUAUAUAACAUUACAAAUGUGACAGGAAAUCACAACAGCUUCAGGCCAAUUACUGUGAUCCCAAAAGUAAUAGUAAUCAGAGAUACCUAUACUUUAUUUUGUUGUACUGAAGCUGCCAAGUAACUCAAUUAUUUUUGACAAAUUUAGAUUUCCUUUUCUUCUGCCAAUACUUGAACCAGAGGUGGCAGUUCACAAGAUAAUGAAUGCGAUAUUGACAAACCAACGCAUCUUGAUGAUGCCGAGAAUAAUGUAUAUUCUUCUAAUUUUCAAAAGGUUUGUAUUAACCAGUUACUGUCGUUCCAAUUGAAGUGUUCCUCAAAUAUUGAUUCAAUACAUUACCUCAGGCUGACCAAUUCAUUUGAUCAAGUUCCUCGAAAUAUUCAUGCACUUCCUAGUAUAAUUGUAAACUUCCUGUUGAAUAGUUUGAAUGCACCAAUCACCUUUGUUGUUUGUGCAACUAACCAAUCACAUAUAGAAAGGAAGUAACCAGAAAUGAUCAAAUACUUGGAAUUGGCUCUUUCACAGGAAGUGUAUAAAUAUCUCGAGGAACUUGAUGAAAUGAAUUGGUCAGCCUGAGGUAAUGUAUUGAAUCAAUAUUUGAGCAACACUUCAAUUGGAACACAGUAAUAGGCGUCCAUUCCAGUCAUUCCAUCACAUGCAGGGUUCCCAAUAGAAGCGGGCACCCAACUUAUAGUGUAGACAAUAUCCGUUAUUUCUUGAUAAGCCAAAAUAUCCUUACGAUACGAUAUGCUUUGUUAAGUAUUUGGAUGACAUGACAAAAUCUCCAUAAUUAAUCUCCAAAAUGGCUGUAAAUUUCAUUUCAAGGAGUCUAGAUUUCAAAUUCUCACAAGGAGACAACAUCAGACCCCUGGGUGGUACUUUGGGCACCACACAGACGCCACAUCUUUCAAAAAGGCUCCUCUAAAUUCUAUGCAAAACCUUGGACAUGUAAACAGAAUUGUUAACUUUUAUUUCGUUUUUUUUUUUAUCUAGCAUUCUGCCUCAAUCUUCGUACAUAUUAUUGUCCGGAUUUUUCGGAGCUAGUUCGUGUAUGGAUGAUUUUAAGGGAAGAGCAAAUAAAGAUGAUUAAAUGAAAUUGUUGAAGAUGAAAGAUUAAUGUUCCUUGGCAUAUACCAACAUGAAUGCAUGAUAUUUCAUGCGUUUCUACGCUCCAAUUAUAGAAUAGAAAUCCUAUUCAAAUAUUGUCCCAGAAAAAUUUAAACUGUGUAAUUACUGGAUUUUUACACAUUCAUUUUUUUAAAUUUGUAGUUUGUAGUUUUAAUAAUAUUUAAUAAUAUAAUCAUUUUCAGCCUUGUGUACAAGUUAGAAUUAACUAGAUGUUUUCCUUUAUUAAUUUUAUCUAUAUUGCCUUGGGGCUUACGUUAUAUAAGUAUGCCAAUUCAUAAAAAUAUGAAUAAUUAUAAUUUUAGACUAAUAUAUAUUUUAGUUACCAAAACUUUUCAAUUGCUCGGAUGAACCAUUUUCUUUUUUAUAAACAAUUUUUAAUACUUAGUUCUGUUGUAUAUUGUUGCAAUUGUUGUUUCAAUAUUCAACUUGAAUUAAAAAUAUAAAGAUUAAAGUAAUAAAAAGGUGUCUUCAUUAUCGUUUGAAA